Ruditapes philippinarum (Manila clam) is the source of this 1519-nucleotide messenger RNA. RefSeq names its product FMRFamide peptide receptor frpr-18-like. Gene Ontology annotation, biological process: G protein-coupled receptor signaling pathway. Lineage: Eukaryota; Metazoa; Mollusca; Bivalvia; Venerida; Veneridae. The record is from RefSeq and is a predicted model, not a curated record. The transcript is spliced from 3 exons. Gene Ontology annotation, cellular component: plasma membrane. Gene Ontology annotation, molecular function: G protein-coupled receptor activity. Bases 220 to 1332 code for a protein of 370 amino acids.
UAACAUUGCUAACUGUCGCUGUCUUGUGAAACAUUGCGUUUUGUUCUGUCUAUUUCUAUUGAAUAUAAGAUUCAGAUGAAACAUUAACGUUGGAUCAAUGUACAAACAAUUAUUUUAAAGACAAUAUUGGAUUAAUUGGAAUAAUGCAAAAUAACAUCUAAGAUAUCAGACGUAUCCGACGGCUGAAAUAGGAUUACAUGCCGGGAAUUAAAUCUAACAAUGGAUUUUGUUCUUACUGAAAACGAAUCACUUAUAAGUGAAGGAAAUACCACUGAUCUAUUAUUUCAAGACCUCCAAUUGCCUAACAUACCAAAAUGGGGAUUCUGGACAAAGUUUCUUUCAACUCCAAUAAUUGCUUUUAUUGGUAUUGUUGGCAAUGUGUUAUCAUUUCUUGUCAUGAAGACUAAAACAUUACGUCAUAAAUCGUAUUCGCACUAUUUAUGUGCCCUCGCAGUGUUCGACACUUUGACGUUAAUAAUUCGACAAAUGGAAAGUGUAGAUGAAUAUCUCGUAUCACAUAAAAAGACAGCAGGAAUGUUUCAACAUUUUAAUGACAGCAGUUGUAAGUUGUAUAAUUUCAUUGUACACGUAAUCACAUUAAUGUGUUCAUGGCUAGUCGUGUUCAUGGCCAUUGAACGUGUUAUAGCAGUGUGUUUUCCGUUCAAAAAGGUCUACUUUCGGAAAGAAACCGGUGCAGCGGUAGCCAUUAGUGCGCUUUUUAUCAUUGUGAGUUUCACGCAAUCAUUUCGAUUUCUUAUGAUAGAGCAUAUUAUCUACGAUGAUGAAUACAAUAUCAGAGAUUGUCUGGCGUCUGAGGAAUACAUAGAAAUAUAUACCAGCUUGGAUGUGUACUUUUUUCUUUGGACACUCGUGUUCGUGCUACCCGUGAUCCUUAUAAUAAUUUGUAAUAGUUUUGUUCUUUAUCAUAUAUUCAGAGUUAAAAAAGAUCUCUCAAAAGAGGAGAAUUAUCUUACGUAUAGGAAUGGUAGAGCGCGCGAACGCAGACAUAGAAGCACUGUGAUGCUAUUAAUAGUAACAUUUAUGUAUAUUAUUACACUAUUACCAUUGUUCACACUUAGUUUAAUCGUUGACGUAACAAUCAAAGUCGGGUCACAGGAAAGAGCAAGAAACACGUACGUGGCAUUAAGACCCUACAUUGAUAUUUCUGUGUCUAUCUCAUUGCUAAAUUAUGCUUCUAAUUUCUUUAUCUAUGUACUAUCUGGAAAAAGAUUCCGAUUCGAGUUGCGGACACUGUUUGUCAAGAAAAAAGUUGUAAAAAGGAGUUUUACUGCAAGAAGUACAAAGGAAUUAUUGUUCAGACAAACAAGUUAAAAACACUGUCCAUGAGUUAGCUUAUUUAAUUAUUAUUAUAUACUAGUUACAGUUGAAGAACCAAAUUAAUGUGAUAUGUUGUUAUAUAUUUUUAAGCGCAAGAUGCAGCAUGUUAAUUUGACAGAAUUUGUAUUUGUUUUCAACUGUUCAUUUCCAAUGUUGUUCAAUUUUAUAAUAAAUAUUUAUC